Molecule: messenger RNA, 802 nt
Organism: Leguminivora glycinivorella
Lineage: Eukaryota; Metazoa; Arthropoda; Insecta; Lepidoptera; Tortricidae
Exons: 2
Coding region: 48-659 (203 amino acids)
Source: RefSeq, a predicted model, not a curated record
ACGUUCCUUUUUCAAAAGCCCCAACUCUAAAUCCGGAAAUCGCCGCCAUGCUGACCGAGGCAUCCAGAAACCGGGAUAAUCGCAUUCUCGCCAAACAGGAGCAGAUAGGAAAAGCUCUUUCUGGUCUAGGCAAGGCUAUGACCUCCCUUUUGAAAAAGGAUCCUAAUAUAGCUGAAGCUAUACGUAUGUUAAGUGACGUCGGAAAAUUAGUUGCCGACGCGCACUUUGCCGAAACAGAAACUCGUCGGUCGGUCAUAAUUCCGCUGGUCGAUAAAUCGCUCAUCGAGCCCUUUAAAGAUAGGAAAAGGGAUAGUUUUUUAUUCGGCGAAAAGCUGGGCGAGUUAGUUAAGAACUCCCGCGGUAUCAAGAAAACUGGGCAGUUGAUUCAAGCAGCCCCUACAGGAGCUGUUUCAAGCUCCGUUUUAAACUGGAGGCCCCCACCGCCACGCCCGCGCCUGCAGCGCGGCGGCCAGCUGCCGUAUCCCGGCCGCGGCGGGGGGCACCGCGGGUACUACCACUACCAACCCCGGCGCCGAGCGCCGCCAGCCCAGAACACGACCUCCCGGCGCCAGGCGCAGCAUCCGCCGCCGGCGCCUCCGCCGCCGAAGCGACAAGCAGCCCAGGCAGCGCGUCCGCCGGCCAACCAGCCACAAUCAUAGACCCACAGAUUAACUCACCCGCUGCACCGGCACCUUACCCUGGCAGCGAGCGUGUUAUCAGGGAAAGCUUUAUCAGAAGAGGGGUACCAGAGUCGGCCUUAAAUGUCUUACUUUCCUCAAUCACACAGAGUACUAAGUCGCAG